Molecule: messenger RNA, 3279 nt
Organism: Saprolegnia parasitica CBS 223.65
Lineage: Eukaryota; Oomycota; Saprolegniomycetes; Saprolegniales; Saprolegniaceae
Exons: 9
Coding region: 13-3279 (1088 amino acids)
Source: RefSeq, a predicted model, not a curated record
GCUUUUGUUUGCAUGACGACGCCGCACGUCGACGCGGCGCCAGGCCACGGCCACGGUGGUGACGCCAAGCGGACCAAGGUCACGUUGGUUUUGGACGCGGCGAUCGACGACAAGCUGCUUAUGACACCCAGCUUUCGCUACAAGUUUAUCGACGGCAGCAAAAAGGCGACACCGCCCGUGGGUACGUGGGCGCCGGCCAUCCCGCCGCACGCGGUGGCGAGCACGACAGUAGAGGCAAGCCCAAAGCUCGCAGUCGUCGACCGGCGCAGUAGCCGCGCGCUUCCCGUCGAAGGCGGGAGCGAGCCACUCCCGGAGCUAAAGCUCCUUCGCUACGAGCACCAUGUACCGGACAUGGAAAUCACCGAGGCGAUGGCCAUCAAGCUCCACGAGAACCCGAUUGUGACGUUCUUCUUGGUCGACCACUCACCCUCGCAGGCGACUGCCGUCAGCGGCGUUGGCCGCAACUUUCUCUCGUUUUUUGAAGUCGACUUGAGUCCACUUCUUGGCGGCGACACAACCGUCGAGUGCGCGUGGGGUGAGCUGCCCAAGGAGAGCUCCUUGUCGCCGUGCGUGCCGUUCAUUCCCGCGGCCGGCCUGCGGUCGUUCAUCGUCCGCAUCAAGACGGACCACGGGUUCCUCCCGGCGAAGCGCGCGCAGGCGCUCAACCCGCUCACCCUCCACUUGCGCAAGGCGACGCACCUUCCUGGCAUCACCGUCAGCGCCAAACCGCUGUACCAGUACAUCACGCCGACGCCGUUUACAGCACUCACAAAGUGCUGCGCUCCGGCGUACGCGUCGAUGCGCUUCCUCAACCACCGUCUCGUCCGGACACCCGGUUUACUCCAGGGCAAAUCGGUCGCGUGGCAGUUCAAAACGACCUUUCUCUGUGGCCACUUUGAGUGGCUAGCGCUGCAAGAGAGCUUUGCCGCGGGGCACGUGCUCGUCGAGGUGCACGACCGAGACGUGCGCCUCGAGAAGGCCUACGAGGCGCUCGUGCACAAGUGGGAGGGCCUCGUUGCCGGCAAGCAAGUCGGCGACGAGCAUGCGCGUCCGCUCGACAUCUUUGCUGUCGACGACAUCGCCAAGGCAGACAUCCAAACGCUCUUCUUCCAGCAGGCGGGCGACCGCAACGCGCAUGGUGUCGCGACCUUUCGCUUCUACGAGCUGCUCAACACAACGCAUUUACGACCCAACCACGAAGGACCCUUUCUGCAGCUCAAAUUUGCCGCCGACAUUGUGCAGCACAAGCGACGGCAGCCGCCCAAAGAAGGCACCGACGACGCCGAAGACGACUUGUCUCAGGUCGAGAAACUCGUGCGCGUGCCGGGCGCAUACCUGAGCCACAACUCGACGAUGCACCUCGGUGCGACGUUGGGCUUCCCGCUGAUCAAGCCGACGCGGCGUCCGUCCUUGCAGGCGCCGGCCGACCGCAGCCUCUUUAGCCGCCUCGUGCUCGUGGUGCCCUACGACGACACGGAGUCUGUCCAGGCCGUGUCGCGGGCGAUGGAAAAGGUCAAUGGCGCGGCGCUGCCCGGUGCACCCCUUCGGUCCUACCAGCUCACACCGAUGCAAAAGCAGGCGGCCGACGCCGGCGACCUCAACAUCCUCACGGGCUUCCAAGUGCUGGACACGGAUCUGCGCAUGAUCGUACUCGAAGGGCUCGCGGAGGCGGGCAUGGCUGUGGCCCACGCCAGCAUUCCCCGCAGAGGACCCAACGUCCAAGGCGGGUACCACAUGUUUGCCAACCACGACGUGCGCUUCUCCCAGCGCCUCUACUCGGCGUUCGACGUGGAUCUCAAGCGCAUCAAGCUGCGGGACCCGCUGCCCGACAUCAUCAAGCGGCCCGAGCUGUACAUGCGCUCCAAAGUGUCAGAAAACUGCUUCCAAGCGCUGAACCGUCUCCAAAACGUUCGCAAGGCGAGCCGCCUCGCGGAGCUGCGCGACUUGGACUUGUUUCCGCUCGUGUCGAUGCUACUGGAAGUUGAAAGCAAGUACGGCGAAAGCAUUACGCUCGAAGACAUUCAUGGUGUCGACAAUGGCCACGUCGCUGUUCCCCGACGCAUGACGUUGGACUGUCUUGACAAAGACGUGGUCCAAGCCGCGCUAAGUUCUUUAUCGGCGACCAAGCACCACUCCCCACACAGCUCACUGCGCCUCAAGGCCGCGACAGACGCGAGCAACCCCGCGUACGACCAAGCCAAGCGCGAGUGGCAGCCGAGAGAUUACGUCGAUGAGCGCCGGCGCGAAAAAGCCGUGGCGGACGAGGCGUUUGCGGCCGCAAAGGCCAACGAGCCGCCGCGCGACGAUGCGCCCGUGUAUAUUUACAGCGGACAGAAGCUUCGGACCCAAGACUUGGAGAAGGAUGCGAUGCGCGCCCGGCUCGCCAAGGACCGGCACGCGACCUUUACGGACAGCGAAGAGUUCAACUCACUCACGUGGAGUCUCGUGGACGAAAACAGGCUCGCGCAAAUCGCCGAAAGCACCAGCAAAGCGUUGUACACGACGCCAUCCGGCUUUGUGUACCCGCCGCCGCGCCAGCCCAGCGAGUUUUACAAGCACGAGAAGGCGCCGAGCGCCGCGCGCUGCGAAGAGCUCUCGGCGCCGUGGAUCGAGAAUCUGUACCACCCCCAGCCCGUCGAGCGCGACACCGUCGAUGUCGGCGCGAAAGCGGCCUUCGACAGUCUUCCCUCCAAAGACAUGAUCUUUGGCGGUACGAAUGCAGACGGCACACCGAACGUCGAGUACUUCAAGUCCGUGCACCUCGUCGGCGACGGACUCGCCAAGGAGAUGGAAGACGCCAAGGCCAAGGAGCACCAAGAGUGGCUCGAUAAGCUCGUUGUUGACCACGACAAUCUGCGGUUCAUUGCGCAUGGCGACAUCAUGGGUCAAGGGCGCACCAAGCCGUCGCCCUUGGACAAGCCGCGCGACAUCCUGGAUGGCCCGCCGCUUUCGAAACCCAUUCGCAUCGUACGCAACGCCAAGCUCCCGAGCGGCAAAGCUGUGCGCCUCACGGCCGCGCCCGUCUCAAUCCUCUGCGGCGAAGCGUACUCGGGUGGCGCCAAGGCCCAGCUCUUGCGGACGUACGACCCAACCGGGUUUGUCGCGCAGGACGACGACGGGCGCCCAAAAGACUUUUUGUUCCCGUCCGUCACCGAGAUCCUCGUUCCGCGCGUGAACCGCCAUACGACCGUGCUCAAGCCGAGACGAGAGCUCACGUCCGCCGAGCGCACGGGUCUCAUUUGGAAGAACAUGGUCGGGACCAACCAAGAGUCGUCGUGA